AUGAUUGUUCAAGAACCGUUACAGGUUAUUGUAUGGGACUGCCUUAAUAAUUAUGAAUAUGAAAAUGCCGUGUUUCUGGCCGAAAGACUACACGCUGAGAUUGCAUCAGAAGAGACUGCAUUUUUACUGGGUACCUGCUAUUAUAGAGCUGGUAGAGUUAAUGAAACUCAUCACCUACUACAAAACCUUUCAUUGACUUUACCCCAAGCUAGGUUUCUUUUAGCCAAAUGCUCUAUAGAUCUCAAAUCAUAUAAAGAUGCUGAAAUUGCACUUGGGACUAAUUUAGAUAUUGUUAUUUCUGAAUUUGGGGAACAAGCACCAUAUGCAUUGCAACUGCUUGCCAAAAUUUAUAGCAUCACUGAGAGAAAAAGCAAAGCGGCAGAGGCACAUAGGAAAGCUUUAUCUCUAAAUCCAUUCAUGUGGAAAUCUUUUACCCAAUUGUGUAAUAUGGGAGAGAAAAUUGAACCAAGCCAAGUAUUCCAUGUUAGUCCUGAAUUCUCUUUUGGUGUUUCUACUCUUGUGAAUCUAGUCAACAAUUCAGAAAAUAUAUCAGUAACUACACCAUUCAUUCCUAAUAAUAGUAUUAAUAACACUGUUACACCAAACAAUGUUCCAACUCGUACUCCUAUGAACAUGUCCACUAGUAUUACACCAGAUUCUCAAAUGACUGUAAAAAGGAUGCACAGUGUCUUUAGUGGAGUGGCACCAAUACCAUUCUCACCAUCUUUUGGAAUGUUACCAAUGGAAGAAUCUCCUGUAAUGUAUACACCUACACUAACUGAUUCCAAUGAACAGAAGGCUAUACCAAAAAUAGUUAAUUCAUUAAGAGCACAUGUUGGUCAACUUAAGGAUGCAGUAUUUAGCCCGAGUGCACCAAGAUGCACAUUAGGACCAGCACCUCGUAGAUCUUCAAGACUCUUUAGUACAAAUAACAGCAGUUAUUCAGUAAAAGAAAACAAUAAAUCACCAAGUCGGAAAUUUGUGGCACCCAAAAGCCCUUCAAGAAAAAAUAAACAACGUACAGCCAAAAAUGUUAAAUCAAAUACAGAGACAAAUGAGAGAACCAAGUCUUCAGAAGCAUCUACUCCUAUGACACCAAAGAAUUCCAAUGUUGUAACUAUGUUAAUGUUGUUAAAAGAACUUGGAGAAGCAUAUAAGUCCUUAGCAUUUCUUGAUUGCAAAAAUGCUAUAAAACAAUUCCAGGAUGUGUCUCAGAAACAGGCAUCAUCUCCUUGGGUGCUAACAAUGAUUGCGAGAGCCCAUUAUGAAUUAGCUCAGUAUGAACCUGCUGUGAAAAUUUUUGAUGAUAUCAGAAAACACUAUCGUUGUAGAACUGAAGGAAUGGACAUUUUCAGUACGUGUUUAUGGCAUUUGCAGAAAGAGUCUCAACUAUCAGCAUUAGCUCAAGAACUUGUCGAGUUAGAUAGGAACAAUGCUAUAUCUUGGCUAGUAGCUGGUAAUUGUUUUUCUUUACACAAAGAGAGAGAAACUGCACUUAAAUUUUUUAAAAGAGCUGUGCAAAUAAAUCCUGACGCUGCUUAUGCCCAUGCCUUAUUAGGUCUUGAGUAUUCAGUUGCAGAAGAAACAGAUAAAGCCCUUUCAAGUUUUAGGACAGCUGUCAGUAUCGAUCCUCGUAAUUAUGUGGCAUGGUUUGGCAUUGCAACAGUAUAUGCUAGACAAGAACGUUGGAAAGCGUCUGAGGUACAUAUAAGACGUGCACUCGCCAUCCAUCCAUACUCUGGUGUGUUACGUUGUCAGUUGGGUAUCGCACAAGCUUCAUUGGGCAAAAUGGAUAGAGCUCUUGCGACUCUCGAAAGAGCUGUUGCCUUAGACACUGACAAUCCACUGUGCAGAUUCCACAGAGCCUCUGUAUUAUUACGUGCGGGUAGACCACAAGAUGCCUUAAUAGAUCUUCAACAUUUAAAAGAUAUUGCACCUAGGGAGUCAUCCGUUUACUAUCUGCUUGGAAAGGUACAUGAUAAGUUAGGUAAUUCACAUUUAUCCCUCAUGCACUUUUGCUGGGCAUCAAAUUUGGAUCCGAAAAGUAUCAGUGGUAGUGGGCAUAUAAAAGAAGGGUUUGAUCCAUCAAAACAAGAAGACAGUUCAGAACGAACUUAA
Messenger RNA from Leptosia nina, 2118 nucleotides. Lineage: Eukaryota; Metazoa; Arthropoda; Insecta; Lepidoptera; Pieridae. The record is from the annotation of a GenBank genome assembly.